UCUGCCUUGGCCGGCGCUUCGUUUUGACGUCCUUUUCCCCCUCUCGAUUUCCUUACCCAUAGAUCGCACAUCUCGUUCCUUCCCAGCUGCUUUUGUGAAACAGCUGCAUGUCGAGAAUUUUUGUUUCGUGCAAGAGGAUCAGCACAAGCUAACAUUGCCUCCCAGCGCUAUUCUGUGCAUUCCCAUUCCUUUGACACAACGUGAUUUGAGAGAGUCGCCCAAGGAAACCACUACCGUUUUGUCUAUCACGGGUGGACGUGUCAGCUCAGCGUUAAGACCCACAUACUGGCGGCACCGCACAGACAUCAAGAGAGCUACCCAAACGUCAGAACCAGCCUCAAACCUUCAACCUCUGCUGAACAGACUGACAUUGAAACUUAGCCCCGCCGUGGUCUUGUCUGCGCAGCCUCGUCGGACGAGCCUCUCUGCCUGCUUGGAACGCAGAAAGGCACGCUUCAAAACGCUCUUGUUCGCUGUUUACGAUCGCUUCGCUUGAACAGGGAAAACAGUGUUCAUAUUUGGAAUCAAAGAAGAACCAGAACACUGGCGCUCGUGUUGCUACGAUGCUUACAACUGAGGAAGUAGCUCCUGGCGAUGCCCCGCAGAUGGUUCUGCCGGGAAAAGGCGAAGGAUCGCACCUUGAGGGAUCACUAGACUGCCAUUAUUCCCUACCCGAGAUCCCGAUAUCCUUAGGUGUAACAACGUUGGAGCACUGGAUCCCAGAGCAUUUCACCUCCAUCCAUGCAGAGAAAGCAACGCCCACUUCGUCACCCAAUACAUUAGAUUAUAAACCCGUGAGCAUCUUUAAAUCAUCGAGACCACACCCCGGAGCCCGCAAAACUCCACUGCGCCGCGUGGACGGACAGCACAUACUACGAGAGUGUGACAUAGCGCGUCGCUCACCUUCACCACCGGUGGGUAACCGUCAGGCUACGUCGCUUCCGCGGUCUCCGGAAAAGGAUGAAAGCUGCGAUGAGCAGCAUCUUCUCAACCCUGCGAAUUUGACACUUUGCAUCACGAGCUACCCAUACACAGCGGACAAAAAUGAUGAGUUGUCCUUUGUAGAGGGCCAGGUGAUUCGGGUGGUGAGGAAGGUAGAAGGAGGUUGGUGGGAAGGACAGCUGGACCAGCGUGUCGGAUGGUUUCCUGCGAAUCAUGUGGAGAACUACACCGUGGCUCCAGAGGAUCUGGCGGACGGAGAGAUUGGACCAUUUGCCAACACACUUGAAGAGCUGGACGACCUCCGUGUCAAAACAAUGCUUAUGAACAACGAAAUCCAAAGUGUACAAUGCCCGUCCGAUGCAAAUACCGAUCCAGAGACUGCAAAGCAGGAGGGAUAUCGAAUCGCACUGGCUGGCUCACUUAUCGCUGCGGAAAAGCAAUAUCUUGAGUCUCUCCAGCGGUUUAUGGAUGAAUUUGUCUACCCACUGUAUCAGCUCGAUUGGUUUCCGCCCAACGAUCAUCAGACAAUUUUUGGAAACAUAGAAGAUUUGGUUGAUUUUGAAAAGGAUUUGGUAGAGGCCCUUGAAAGCGCUGCCGGAGGGUCACAAUUAUUUGGCCAAGCGUUCCUGAGUUUGUCCGAUCGAUUCAGCGAAGUUUAUAAUGAGUACUGUGGAAAUCUACCGAAUGCUAUGACGGUUUCGACCAAGUAUGGGCAGAAUUCAUUGAUGACACGAUUUUUACAGACGACGAGCAGCAAUUCCACUCCGCCCAUUCUCCAUAUGGUUUCAUUCCUGCACAAACCUGCUCAAUGGAAAAACAAGUUUUCCAUGGCUUUGAAGAAUCUAUUGAGUGGAACCGAUCCGCAACACGCUGAUUUCGAAUCACUCUCUACCGCCUGCCAGCGAUUAGAUAAGAUUUUGACCAGCAUUGAGGAUAGAAGGAAGCUCAUUGAGCGCAGGGCCAUGAUCCGGAGCCUCAGUGGGCGAAUCGAUGGGUGGGAGGGCCCGUCUCUUGAGUUGUACGGUGACAUGGUACUAGAAGGAAAUCUCAAACUGCAGGAGAGCGUUCGGAAACGAGAGCGAAAAUUCUAUCUACUCGAAUACGUCUUGGUCAUCGCUCGGCCACUGAACAAUAAAACUGGAGACAUAACCUUUAAGCUUAUUGAGAAAUUACCAUUGAGUAGGACGGUAGUGCUUGCGGUGAAUGACCAUGUGGAAGGAGAUGCUUUCAAUCUAUCGUUUCAAAUAUCGUACCUCACUGAAGAGAGCAAAGCGAGGACACUAUCCAUUACUGCGUUCAAUCCGGAACAAAAAGAGAAAUGGGUUGCUGCGUUGAACGCCCUGCUUGAUAGAAACAUACGAGCAGUAUUCCCUAUUUCUCAGUCUACUGGUGCAGAGGACAUGAAUGCGUCAGACGGUGUGGAGGGGAAGCCAGGACGGUCAUUAAAGUGGUUUGCUACCUGGAGCGCCAAGAUUCGGAAGAAGCGGCCAAGUGUGCCAAACUUGAGGGAAUAUGCGGAAAGCAUGGUGGAGAGUGACAAGGAUGGGGAUGGGAACAUUUUCAUCCGGGUUAUUCGAAAGAAAGAGACUCGCGAGAAACUCAAGGGAUCAGAGUUAUCGCCAACGGAAUUGGACCAAGCAUCGCAGACUCGAAACACCCACUAUCCGGUACCCCUUCCACGAGCGAGCAUUAUCUCCAAUGCUGAAAUGGCUCUUCCUCAUCACGCUGCGGACGAGCCAGGGGAUGUCGGCCCACUCUCGGGCGCAAUGGACUCGCAGAGGACCCCACCGCGUGAGCGGUUGAGCGGUGGGUCUUCGCGGUCCUGGAAAACAUCGUCUCUAGCAAUACCAAGUCCGGAUGAAGCUCUUGCACAAGCAAUACUAGAGCCGCCGCCACCAAUGCCGCCGUUGCCUUCCAUCGUAAAAGAGAGCAUACGCAGGCGCAGUCGUGCGCAUAGCGGAAGUUCAAGUGGAAGCGCGACAACGUUGACAACUGCUGUUAUGAAUUCGUUGCGGCUGUCGAUGUCAAGCCCAUCUGUUAACGCAGUUAAACAGCCGUCUUCCCCAGUAAAGCUUACCAUCGCGACAACGGACCUCGGUUCAAGCGGUCCGCACGAACUGGAACGUGCUCACACGCCAGUUAGUGCCACUAAUAGUGAAUCCAGUAGUCCUGCGAGCUUUCUCUGGAUGCAUACUCCAAGGUCGUCGAUUGGUAAUCGCCUUCGACCACCCACUCCCGGUCCUGAAUCGGCCGGCUCGGUUGGAAUGUCGAAGCAUCUUCAGGGGCAUUUGCCAUUGAUAUCAAAUCCUGCUCACCAUACUCUCUCGAGGGAUUCGUUCAAGGAGAGCAUUCUCGCGCCUCUAGCAAAUGCUCCCACCGUAGCUUCACUAGAACCAUUGGAAAACAGGACAAAUAUUCAGCCCCGGUGGGACGGCAAGACUACGGUCUCAUCCAUGGGUCGGAGGCAACGAAUACUGAGUCAUCCACCGGUACUGGAGGGUUCGUCAUUAUCUGAAACUGAGCUUGUCGAAUGGCAAAAGUUUAUCAGUUACCACUCAGAUACGGGAGAAUCUACUUCUGACGAGAUCCGCGGUGAAGUGUCCGUGAGUGCGCAACCCGUCGCUACUGUUGCCGAGACAAAAAGUAGACGGGCGUCUUUAGAUCGCAUGUCACUGAAAUCGCAAAGCCAGCAAUCGACAUCAACAUCGACGAUAACAGGGCAUAGGUCGGUGGUACCAACGGCACCACCACCGUCACCCGUGCGCGAGAAUGGCAAUCAUGGGCAAGUAUCUGCGAGUGGGUCAGACUCUUUCACACGGCAAAGACAGCAGAGCGAAGGUGGAGGAGAUGGUAUGCGAUACGGCGUUAUUGGAGCUCGGUUGGGUCGCCAAUACCAGUCAAGUGAAGACAGCUCCUCGUUUGUGACGUCGCACAGAGGGUCGUCGUCGGUACAACUCCCGCACUACGAGGAGGGCGAGACUAGCAGCAACAGAAGAUUCCCGUACCAUUUACCCUCCUCACUGUCGAUGGCAGAUUUGCCCAGUCUGAACAAAUCACCACAGCGUAAAUCAUCUAGUUCAAAUUUGGUGCAAGUAGUGCGCGGGUCAAUCGACAGUUUGUUCAGACGGAGUCGGUCUUCCGAUGCGCUGAAAGCGGGCAAGAUGAAGGCUGAUUCAUCGUCGGAGAGUGUGCGGCUAAAGCAAGAGUCGAGAAAAUCUAGUUUUGCAGAUCUGAAAGGUCUUUUAACAAAGGCGCGACGGAGGAGUAAGAGUGCAGGGAAUGAACAAGGCCUGGCAGGUGCUUCCAAAACCACGGUCGUUUCUUCUAUGCAAGUUCCAUCUCCUGUUGUGUUGCAACAGCCGUACAUGUCGCCUUCACCCCCCAGAAGUGUUCGAGUCUCGGGUGAAAGUGUACAACCUGGCAAAACACGGCCUUAUACGCCAUCGGUUCAAUCAGUACCGUUUCCUUCCCCACUUCCGUCGGCUCCCUUAACUUCUGCCUCUGCGGCCACCUCUUCUACAGGUGCCCCGAAGAGAUCACUUGCGAAUGUGGCCGCUCCUCCUGAGGAGGGUGCCGUAGAAGACGGACGAAGAGGGUUAGACAGUGGCGUUUAUGGAUUAUUGAGUGCAGAAGGUUCACGGGCCCAGGAACCGAUGGAACCCGUUCCACCUAUUCCAGACAUUUAUUCAAAGAAUGGCCAAACUGCCAAUCUUGAGAAGGAAAUGGAUGCCGUCCCACCUCCGCCUCCUGAAAAGGACUUCAUCCCAGUUGUUGCGGUUCCACCAAGGGAAGAAGCAUCUGGAUCGGAAAAGGUGACAUCAUUGCUUCGAGACGAGAUUAGUGUUCCUCCUUCUCCGUCAAGAGCAGAACGAGCCAAGCGACAGACCAUUUUUGAAACCCUAAAGAAUCGAUUUGGCGGUGAAGCUGGGACUUCCAUCAACAAUGGUACCACGUCGCCUCCCACGUCGUUCCCUCAUUGGAUCGCUUCCACAGAGUCAACAUCUUCUCGACUGUCAGUGCGACUGAGGAGCAAGAGUAGCGGGGCGCCACCAGCAUAUGAGCACCACACUCCAGAUGACACGCAAGAAUCAGGGGAUCAGACGUCGACGGCGAACCCAACUCGUGUAUUAAGAAGGGCUCGUAGCAACCUUGCUGGACUCAAUUCUGACAAUGCAAACAGCCUCAAGCGGGCCAUGGAGAACAGCGCCCCACGAAACGGACUCCGACUAGGACGACUGGCAAGUGUCGAAAACUUUUGUGCAUCAAAAUCGACACGAGAAGGUCUGGACUCGCUUCCGACUCCUGAGGACGAGGAAGAAGAGUAUGGACCGGUCAUUGGACGGCUAGAAAAGGCGUGGUAUGCGGAUCUGGUCAACAAGUGUGAGGCUAUGGCAACUGAAAUUCGACAGCUAAAGAAUCAGUUGAAAGCUGUUGAAGCCAAAGUUGGCACAGAAGAAUCUGAGAAAGCGAGUCCUGUUGGCGUAUGUGUUGGGCGGGAUGGGCCUGUAUAGGUCUCUGGAGACUCGAUUCCCUGUAUAGGUUCUUUAUUUUUUUUGUUUUGUGUAUUCUUGUUUGUUUUUUUAUUUUCUUUUAUCUCGCGUUUCUGCAUGGUGUGCGGAUGUGCGGAGAUGAUGUGGAUGCGAUGGCGUAGUUGAAAGAUGGAUGUGAGUGUAUGCUUUUUUUUGCGUAAAAUGGAGCUUUUCAUAUCCGGCGUAGGAAUCUGGCAAUGGUCAUCUACCAGACUGCCUUUUGUUUUUCUAUCCUUUUUUUUUGUGUAUAGUAGUAUAGAAAUAUAUAGGAGAUGCGUGAUUGUUAUCUUGCAAACAUUGUUUUGCAAACAUUACUCUGAGC
Spizellomyces punctatus DAOM BR117 is the source of this 5793-nucleotide messenger RNA. RefSeq lists its product as uncharacterized. Bases 564 to 5453 code for a protein of 1629 amino acids. The transcript is spliced from 9 exons. Lineage: Eukaryota; Fungi; Chytridiomycota; Chytridiomycetes; Spizellomycetales; Spizellomycetaceae. Gene Ontology annotation, molecular function: guanyl-nucleotide exchange factor activity; protein binding. The record is from RefSeq and is a predicted model, not a curated record.